AUGGCUGCGUUGAAAAACUCCCUCCUCUUCCUCCUGGCAGCCAACGCCGGUGCUGCUGUUGCUCAGAACUUCUCCUCUCCAGCAGCGGCAUGCCAGUUCUUCAGCCAGAACUACCCCAAUAUAACUUCGUUCCCGAACCAGACGACAUACAACGAUAUCAAUGAGGCCUACUGGUCCGCUGCAGCCGCACUUGGUCCAGCUUGUAUCUUCUCUCCCACCUCGUCCGAUCUCAUGAGCGCUGCGGUCAAGGCGCUGGUUAAGUUCAACGCUCCGUUCGCGAUCAAGGGCGGUGGGCACAUGGCGAUCGCUGGCGCAGCCAACAUCGAUUCGUCCGGCGUACUCCUAUCCAGCUCAAACUUGAACCAGCUCGAGCUCUCCGAAGACAAGUCCAGUGUUGCCGUGGGUCCUGGAAACAGAUGGGGGGACGUUUUCGAAUACUUGGAGCCGCACGGUUUGGCUGUAGUUGGAGGGCGGAUGAGCAUCGUCGGCGUGCCUGGCCUCCUGAUGGGCGGUGGCAUUUCCAACUUCGGCAACGAGUUCGGCUGGGCGUCGUCCAACAUUGAUGCCUACACCUGUGUCCUCAGCGACGGUGACGUCGUCGUGGCCAAUGCGACCAACGAAUACGCCGACCUCUUCUGGGCGUUGCGCGGCGGCGGCAACUCGUUCUGCCUGAUCACCAGCUUUCAGAUGCGCACCAUCGAAGUCCCUGUCAUGACAGCGGGCCAGCGCGCCUACGGCUCCGGAGAUACCGUUGGGCGCGCCUUUCUCGACAGCGUCUACGAGAUGACCAUCAACCCGACGCCCGACGUCAAAGGCGCCUUGACGCCCAUCGCCCGCGCCGGCGACUCGAUCAACGGAACGACAUACAACGCCAUGUUCUACUACAACGGCAACAACACCACGCCUGAUUUCUUCGCCAACUUCUCCGAGCCCGUCCUGACCCCCGAGCAGGAUACGUACGCCGUGAUGUCCGGCAUGGGCGCCGCGAGCAAGGCCAUGAGCGAGGGAACGGACCAGGUUGAAGGCUUGCGCGAGGGCUGGUGGGUUGUGUCCAUCGUCGCCAACCGCGAGGCCAUGCAGAUCAUCCAUGACACCUAUUUCGCCGUGGCUGCCGAGUACUUUGCCGACGUCGAGGGCUGGAUCACCGGUUUGGCGUACAACAUUAUUUCCAAGGAGUUCGUCGUCGCUGGCAUCACCAACGGUGGCGACCCCAUGGGCCUCGACCCGAACGCUGCGCCCUACUUUUGGGUCGAGGAGAGCAUGACCUGGACCCACGCCGAGGACGACGCUACGGUUCAGGCUUUCUACGAGGCUGUGAACAAGAACAUCACUGCCCAACUCGAACCGCUCGGCGUGCUCCACAACUACUUGUAUCUGAAUGAUGUCAACCAAGCGCAGGACGUGUUUGCUGGCUACCCCAAGAGCAGCGUUCAGCUAUUGAAGAUGAUCAGAGACAAGUACGAUCCGGACAUGGUCUUUACCAAGCAGAUGCCGGGUGGUUUCAAGGUGGCGAACGCCCAGUGA
Molecule: messenger RNA, 1524 nt
Organism: Lasiodiplodia theobromae
Lineage: Eukaryota; Fungi; Ascomycota; Dothideomycetes; Botryosphaeriales; Botryosphaeriaceae
Product: FAD linked oxidase
Exons: 3
Coding region: 1-1524 (507 amino acids)
Molecular function (GO): FAD binding
Source: RefSeq, a predicted model, not a curated record